ACAACGUGUGCUUGUGUGUGCAGUAAACAAUUCGCGGAUAUCGCGCGCUGCGUGCUGUGCGACACGAUCGUUCGGAUUAGGCACCGGUAUAAAUAGAAGGACGAUAAACGCGUAUUAGAUUAUUAUAGUCGAGCCGAUUGCGACGCAGCGGAUAUACAGGAUUUCAUUUUGUUGUACACGCAGUAUUGGACGAUUAGUAUAAAAAAAAAUAAGGAAUCAGUGUCCGAAAAUGUCGAAUUUGCCACCUACCUAUGUGGAGGGUUUCCACGAUUUGGAGGCGGUCGAGUCUAUGGAGUACAGACCGCUGGGCAAGACCGGUUUAUUGGUCAGCAAACUGUCCCUCGGCUGUGGAACGCUGGGCUGUCAUUACGGAAAAUACAACGAGGAAGAGGCCAUAGAGACCGUGAGAACGGCCAUAAGGAAGGGAAUCAAUUACAUCGACACCGCGUACUGGUAUGGACAGGGUCAAUCCGAGACUGUCCUCGGCAAGGCACUCAAAGGAAUUCCUCGAGCUGCGUAUUACAUAGCUACGAAAGUCGGCAGGUACGAGCUAGACUACGAGCGCAUGUUUGACUUUUCGGUAUCGGAGACUCGCAAGAGUGUCGCCAGGAGCUUGAAAUUGCUUCAACUCGAUUAUGUAGACGUUAUUCAGGUUCACGACGUUGAAUUUGCCCCAUCUUUGCAUGUGGUGACCACUGAAACAUUACCAGAGCUGUCGCGACAAGUUCGAGAUGGCAAAGCAAGAUUCAUUGGCGUCACAGGAUAUCCCGUAUCUGUCCUCAAAGAGUGUAUAGAACAAUGCAACAUUCGGAUCAGCCUCAUCCUCUCUUACGCUAGAUACACUCUCAUUGAUGAUACACUCUGCGAGUACAUGCACUUUUUCAGGGAAAACAAUAUUGGAGUAAUAAAUGCAGCAGCACCUUCCAUGGGAUUGCUAACGAAUAAAGGACCGCCAGAAUGGCAUCCUGCUUCUAAAAUGGUGAAGCAGCUUUGUAAAGAAGCUGGACAAUAUUGUCAAGAACGUGGAAUUGAGUUGGGCAAAUUAGCGGUUUGGCAUUCUUUGCAGUGUCCUGAUUUUGCUACUAAUUUAAUUGGUAUGCAAAAUUUAAAAGACUUGGAAAUGAAUUUAAACACUCUGAACCAUGGAAUCACAGAUGAAGAAGAAAAAACUUUAAGUUUCAUUAAAGAAAAAUACUUGUCAAAAAUAGUUGAAAAACACUGGGAAGGAGAUGAAAUUUCCAGAUAUCGCAAAGCAAUGUCCAAGUCUUAAAUUUAAAAUUAAAAUUGUUGAAU
This is a messenger RNA of Trichogramma pretiosum, 1293 nucleotides long. Its product is annotated as L-galactose dehydrogenase-like. Bases 230 to 1270 code for a protein of 346 amino acids. Lineage: Eukaryota; Metazoa; Arthropoda; Insecta; Hymenoptera; Trichogrammatidae. Gene Ontology annotation, cellular component: cytosol. The record is from RefSeq and is a predicted model, not a curated record. The transcript has 8 exons. Gene Ontology annotation, molecular function: L-galactose dehydrogenase activity.